AAUUGGGUUGUAUGUAUGUAAAUGCCCAAAGUUUUCUUGUUCAACGAGGAGGGUUUUAGUUAUUUGGUACGAGUUCAGAGGAUCUGAAGUCUUCUCCGGCGAUGCUCUUGCGGAGGUUCUGCACCUCCGUCGCUCGAACCCAAACCCAUUAUCUUCUCUCCAGAUUCACUCCAAAACCUAGCUCUAGGUUUUCGCCUGACAGAAACAGCCUUCCAUUUCUGAAACAGAAGGAGAGCUUCGGUUGCUCUUUCAUGGCUUCCACUUCCCGUUCCGACGACGUACGGCGGAAAGAUUACGUUCCACUGCCUCCUGAUUCGGCCGAUAAGUCUGAAUUGUUGAAAGGGCUUGAAGCAACUUUGGGUUCACCUUUCAGUUGUGAUCCUCUUGCACCUCCUGCAAAUCCGGUGAUAAUUGUAAUCAGCGGUCCGAGUGGUGUAGGCAAGGAUGCAGUUAUAAAGAGGCUGCAAGAGGUUCGUGAUGGAAUUCAUUUUGUCGUGACAGCAACAAGCAGAGCGCGACGGCCCGGCGAGAUCGAUGGGAAGGAUUAUCAUUUUGUCUCAAAGGAAGAGUUUCUUGCCAUGAUUGAAAGAAAUGAGCUUUUGGAGUAUGCUCUAGUUUAUGGAGAUUACAAGGGAAUUCCAAAACAACAGAUCAGAGAUUUUAUGGCCAAAGGCUACGACAUUGUUCUUCGAGUCGACGUCCAGGGUGCGGCUACCUUGAGGUCGAUACUAGGCAAUUCCGCCAUCUUCGUCUUCCUGGUCGCCGAGAGCGAGGAGGUUUUGGCGGGGAGGCUCGUGGAUCGGAAGACGGAAACGAGCGACAUGCUUCUCGUGAGGAUUGCGACAGCAAGAGAGGAGGUGAAGUCAAUGAGAGAUUUCGACUACGUCGUCGUCAAUGCCGAGGGUAAGCUCGACGAGGCGGCGAAGCUUGUUGAGUCCAUUAUUGAUGUAGAGAAGGCUAGAGUGAAGCAGCGUUCUGUGAGGUUAUAGAUUUAGGAGGCUGCUUUCUUCUUGUUGUAGUU
Molecule: messenger RNA, 1021 nt
Organism: Phalaenopsis equestris
Lineage: Eukaryota; Viridiplantae; Streptophyta; Magnoliopsida; Asparagales; Orchidaceae
Product: guanylate kinase 2, chloroplastic/mitochondrial
Biological process (GO): purine nucleotide metabolic process
Cellular component (GO): cytosol
Molecular function (GO): GMP kinase activity
Source: RefSeq, a predicted model, not a curated record